AUGACCGAAAAAUCCAAUGGUGUGAAGAGCUCCCCAGCUAAUAAUCAUAACCGUCACCCUCCUCCUACCAUCAAGGCCAAUGGCAAAGAUGACCACAGGACAGGUAGCAGACCACAGUCUGAGGCGGCUGAUGAUGACACUUCCUCAGAACUGCAAAGGCUGGCAGAGAUGGAUACCCCACGGAGGGGGAGGGGUGGCUUCCGAAGGAUUGUCCGCCUGGUGGGGGUCAUCAGAGACUGGGCCAACAAGAAUUUCCGUGAGGAAGAACCAAGGCCUGAUUCCUUCCUAGAGCGUUUCCGUGGGCCUGAGCUUCAGACUGUGACAACACAUCAGGGGGAUGGCAAAGGCGACAAGGACGGUGAAGGAAAGGGCACCAAGAGGAAGUUUGAACUGUUUGUCUUGGACCCAGCUGGAGACUGGUAUUACCACUGGUUGUUUGUCAUUGCCAUGCCUGUUCUUUACAACUGGUGCCUGUUGGUGGCCAGAGCCUGCUUCAGUGAUCUACAGAGAAACUAUUUUGUGGUAUGGCUGGUGCUGGACUACUUCUCAGAUACUGUCUACAUUGCAGACCUCUUCAUUCGACUGCGCACAGGCUUCCUAGAACAGGGACUCCUGGUCAAAGACCCCAAGAAAUUGCGAGACAACUAUAUCUACACCUUGCAGUUCAAACUGGAUGUGGCUUCCAUCAUCCCCACUGACCUCAUCUAUUUUGCUGUGGGUAUCCACAGCCCUGAGGUGCGCUUCAACCGUCUGUUACAUUUUGCCCGUAUGUUUGAGUUCUUUGACCGCACCGAGACACGCACCAGCUACCCCAACAUCUUCCGAAUCAGCAAUCUGGUCCUCUACAUUUUGGUCAUCAUCCAUUGGAAUGCUUGCAUUUAUUAUGCCAUCUCUAAAUCCAUCGGCUUUGGGGUUGACACCUGGGUUUAUCCCAAUAUUACUGACCCUGAGUAUGGUUACCUGGCUAGGGAGUACAUUUACUGCCUUUACUGGUCCACAUUGACCCUCACCACCAUUGGAGAGACACCACCCCCUGUAAAGGAUGAGGAGUACCUCUUUGUCAUCUUUGACUUUCUGAUUGGUGUCCUCAUCUUUGCCACUAUUGUGGGAAAUGUGGGCUCCAUGAUCUCCAACAUGAAUGCCACACGAGCAGAGUUUCAGGCCAAGAUUGAUGCUGUCAAACACUACAUGCAGUUCCGAAAGGUCAGCAAAGAGAUGGAAGCCAAGGUCAUUAAAUGGUUUGACUACUUGUGGACCAACAAGAAGACAGUAGAUGAACGAGAAGUCCUCAAGAACCUGCCAGCAAAGCUUAGGGCUGAGAUAGCCAUUAAUGUCCACUUGUCCACCCUGAAGAAAGUACGCAUAUUUCAGGAUUGUGAGGCUGGCCUGCUGGUGGAGCUGGUACUGAAGCUUCGUCCUCAGGUCUUUAGCCCUGGGGAUUAUAUUUGCCGAAAGGGGGACAUUGGCAAGGAAAUGUACAUCAUCAAGGAGGGCAAGUUGGCAGUAGUAGCCGAUGAUGGUGUGACUCAGUAUGCCUUGCUCUCAGCUGGGAGCUGCUUUGGAGAGAUUAGCAUCCUUAACAUUAAGGGCAGCAAAAUGGGCAAUCGGCGUACUGCCAAUAUUCGUAGCCUGGGCUACUCAGAUCUCUUCUGCUUAUCUAAGGAUGAUCUUAUGGAAGCUGUGACUGAGUACCCUGAUGCCAAGAAAGUCCUAGAGGAGCGGGGUCGGGAGAUCCUUAUGAAGGAAGGUCUGUUGGAUGAGAACGAGGUGGCAGCCAGCAUGGAGGUAGAUGUUCAGGAGAAGCUGGAACAGCUGGAGACAAACAUGGAGACAUUGUACACUCGCUUUGCCCGCCUGCUGGCUGAGUACACUGGGGCCCAGCAGAAGCUCAAGCAACGCAUCACAGUGCUGGAGACCAAGAUGAAACAGAACCAUGAGGAUGAUUACCUAUCAGAUGGGAUAAAUACCCCUGAGCCAGCUGCUGAUGAAUAGUCAUAGGUGCCUAUCUAGCCUUGCUUUGACCCUAGGUAUUAGAAGUACUGUAUAGAACUCCACAUUUACAUGCAUUUCAUAUCCCUCCGAACUCUUCCCAAAGCCUUGUGAAGGCUUAAGGUUUUGACUACAAUGUCUUGGGGUCCCCCUCCAAGUCCAGCUAACAGCCAUGCUUGUGGACAGUGUAGGUUAUGUGGGUUGAAUUUCCAAGAGUGUACUGCCCAAGUCUGAAAAGGAACCAGGGAACAACUGAAUUGUCCUUCAGGGGUGUUUCCUGGGACCAGAAGUCUGGAAAGUGUUCUUCUCUGAAGAACAGUGUGCACCUUAAUGCCUGACUCCUGCUUUUGGCUUCUUUAAAUCUAGUCUCUCCCUACUGCAUACUUCCCCAUACAUGUGCUCUGAACAGCCCAUUUUCAUGCAUGUGUAUGUAUUUAAGAAGUGGCUGCAGAAAUGGGCCCCUGUACAUUGUUACCCAAGGCAUGCAAGGGCUGUGAGGGGAGUGGUAGGGUGGGUUUAAGUGUGCUUGCUCAGGGUCAUACCUCCUUGUCAGACAAUGUCACUGUAAGAAAGAGGUGGCUGGCAGCUUCAGGCACCACCCCUUUAUGCACACAAGUUCUGAAGAGUUUGUGAAGGCUAUAGUACUCGGUGAGAUAUUAUGAAUUGGAGGUGCUUAGAAGUUAAUAAAUUUCUUUCAGCUA
Molecule: messenger RNA, 2690 nt
Organism: Peromyscus leucopus (white-footed mouse)
Lineage: Eukaryota; Metazoa; Chordata; Mammalia; Rodentia; Cricetidae
Gene: Cnga2
Product: cyclic nucleotide gated channel subunit alpha 2
Biological process (GO): monoatomic cation transmembrane transport
Cellular component (GO): plasma membrane; intracellular cyclic nucleotide activated cation channel complex
Molecular function (GO): protein-containing complex binding; intracellularly cAMP-activated cation channel activity; cGMP binding
Source: RefSeq, a predicted model, not a curated record